AUGAAGUUCUCACAUAGCAUUCAGUUCAAUGCGGUGCCGGACUGGAGUGCUUAUUAUCUGGCUUACAGCAACCUCAAGAAACUGAUUUACUCCUUAGAACAGGAAGUGCAUCGAUCGGCCGGACAUGACCAUGUAGAUGUUGAACAAGCGCCAUUGUUAGAUGGCGGCAGUCUGAACACUGAUGCGAUAUUUCGUCGGGCUCUGGAUGCAGAGUUGGAGAAGAUCUGCUCGUUUUAUCAAUCCAAGGAGGCGGAGAUAUUUACAGAGGUCGAGGACGUCCUCCGAGAUGCCGAGGAAUAUGCGCACAGGGCCGAUACGAUGAAUGUCGAUCCCAUGAGUGAUGCCAUGAUCAAGGGUCGCACAGCCAGUUCAAGCUCCAGACAGCGGCCUGGGAGCAUUGUUCGUCCGGUGCCAUCGAACCAGGAACGGCGUCAUAGCGCAUUCAGUGAAACACUGGCCGAUGAUGACGAUGACGAUGCAGACAGUGACGACGAACCCGCGCAUCAGUAUCGACCGCAGUCGCAUGGCGCUGAGUCUAGCAAUCCGGAUGGUAGUCGUACGGACGACAUGAGGGACUCGAUGCUCUGGGGUGCCGAUUCCCGGAUUCUGGGCUACAGCGGUCCGUCCGCGCACCGCGGGGGUGCACACGAUGAGCACUUUUCAGAUCCAAUUGUCGUAGAUCUCUACAAUUCGGGGCUCUCGCUGAAGAAGCGGGCUGUUGCGACUUACGUUUCCAUCUGUGGACUCAAGUCGUACAUACAGCUUAACAAGACCGGAUUCUCCAAGGCGCUGAAGAAGUACGAUAAGAUCCUUGACCGCAAUCUGCGUCGGGAGUACAUGAAUUCCGUCGUGUCUUUGACGUAUCCCUUCAAAGACUCUACCAUGGAAAAGGUGGAUGACAACAUUCGCAAAGUCGAAGAGGUCUACGCGAAUGUCGUCACCACCGGUAACAUUCCCCUCGCCAAACGUGAACUCCGCCUGCACCUCAGGGAACAUGUUGUUUGGGAGCGAAACACGGUCUGGAGAGAGAUGAUUGGUAUCGAAAGGAAGGCUCAGGCUGCGAACGUCGGUAUUCGCAGGACGCUUCUGGGCGGAGACGAGGAUCCUUCCAGAGCUCGACGCCAGGGGGACGAGCAGGAAGUGGUGUCCAAGAUGCUCAGGACGCCGUUUGGAGUCAUCCGAAUUCCACAAUGGCUCUGUAGUUUGAGUCUCGUCACCCUUGUUCUCAUCCUGCUUGUCUUUGGCAUUUUGUUGUCCGUCCCGAUAAUGGAGAAGCCGGAACAGCAGAAUUGUCUAGCCAUGCUUGUUUUCGUCAGCUUGCUGUGGGCUACAGAGGUUAUUCCUCUAUUCGUCACAUCGCUACUCAUUCCUUUCCUCGUCGUGAUGCUCCGUAUCAUGUUAUCCGACAACAAGCCCCACGAACGCUUAGGCGCGAAGGAAGCCACCGCCGCUGCUUUCAGCGCCAUGUGGACGCCAGUCAUCAUGCUGCUGCUUGGAGGCUUCACCAUCGCUGCAGCGCUGUCCAAGUACGAUAUUGCUCGUCGUAUGGCCAUGUUCGUCCUGAGUAAAGCCGGGUCCAAUCCCAACAUCUUGCUGCUCACCAACAUGUUUGUGAGCAUGUUUCUGAGUAUGUGGAUCAGCAAUGUUGCCUCGCCGGUGCUCUGUUACUCGAUCAUCCAGCCUCUGUUGCGUAAUCUGGCGCCCGAUUCCAGCUUUGCCAAGUCCCUUGUCCUAGGUAUUGCUUUGGCCGCCAACGUGGGCGGUGCCGCGUCGCCAAUCGCAUCGCCUCAAAACAUCAUCGCUUUGCAGAAUAUUUAUCCGAGCAUGAGCUGGGGGACCUGGUUCUUCAUCUCACUGCCAGUGUGCAUUCUCUCCAUUGUCGCGAUCUGGAUGCUUCUAGUGCUUACCUUCAAGCCUGGUCGCGAGACGGCCGUCGCCAUCCGUCCCUUGAAAGACAAGUUCACAGGAGUUCAGUGGUUCAUCAGUAUUGUCACGCUGUCAACCAUUGCGUUGUGGUGUGGCAGUCACCAACUCGAGCAUAUAUUCGGAGACAUGGGCGUUAUCGCCAUUAUCCCGAUGGUCCUGUUCUUCGGCACGGGUAUCCUUAAUAAAGAGGAUUUCAACAACUUCCUCUGGACGAUCAUCAUUCUGGCCGCUGGUGGUCUUUGCCUCGGAAAAGCCGUCACGUCCUCGGGGCUCCUUCACACCCUUGCGAAUGCCAUCCGCCUGCGGGUGGAGCAUCUGAGUCUUUAUGGUGUGCUGCUUGUGUUCUCCGCCCUCAUCCUGGUCAUUGCCACGUUCAUCUCCCACACUGUGGCCGCCUUGAUCAUGCUCCCGCUUGUGCGACAGAUCGGACUCGGCAUGGACGACCCGCACCCGAACCUGCUCGUGAUGGCGAGCGCAUUGAUGUGUUCGGUAGCCAUGGCUCUGCCUACAAGUGGCUUCCCUAACAUGACGGCCAUCAUGACCGAGGUGCCCCAGACGGGUCAGCGGUAUCUGCAAGUCCGUCAUUUCUUCACCCGCGGUAUCCCCGCCAGCUUGAUGUCCUUUGCCGUGAUAGUAACGGUAGGAUAUGGGUUGAUGUACAUUGCUGGACUGUGA
Messenger RNA from Aspergillus luchuensis, 2601 nucleotides. RefSeq names its product putative plasma membrane phosphate transporter Pho87 (gene PHO91). The coding region runs from base 1 to 2601 and encodes 866 amino acids. The transcript is spliced from 4 exons. Gene Ontology annotation, molecular function: phosphate transmembrane transporter activity. Gene Ontology annotation, biological process: monoatomic anion transmembrane transport; phosphate ion transport; polyphosphate metabolic process. Gene Ontology annotation, cellular component: membrane. NCBI's taxonomy places the organism in Eukaryota, Fungi, Ascomycota, Eurotiomycetes, Eurotiales, Aspergillaceae. The record is from RefSeq and is a predicted model, not a curated record.